AGUGAAAGAACAGAAAAUGAAGCUCUAAUAAGCACAUUCCAUGGCAUGAUUUUGGUCCGUGCCAACUAGCACACUCCCAGAUGACAGCUGUGGCAGGAUGGCGUGGGAGAGAGACUGUUCUCAACAGGCAUUAUUGACGAGGUGACAUUGGUGACGGAAGAAGGACAAGAAUGAUUACAUAUCCAUAACUCCCAGCAGUAUGUCAGGGUAUAUACCCAGUUACUUAGACAAGGAUGAGCUAUGUGUAGUAUGCGGGGACAAAGCCACCGGAUACCAUUAUCGCUGCAUCACUUGCGAAGGUUGCAAGGGUUUUUUUAGAAGAACCAUUCAGAAGAACCUCCAUCCAACCUAUUCCUGUAAAUAUGAAGGAAAAUGUGUGAUAGACAAAGUAACAAGAAAUCAGUGCCAGGAAUGUCGCUUCAAAAAAUGUAUCUUUGUUGGCAUGGCAACAGAUUUGGUGUUGGAUGACAGCAAGAGGUUGGCAAAGAGGAAGCUGAUAGAAGAAAAUCGAGAGAAGAGACGUCGGGAAGAGCUGCAGAAAACCAUUGGGCACAAACCAGAGCCAACAGAUGAGGAAUGGGAGCUCAUCAAAAUUGUUACUGAAGCACAUGUGGCCACCAAUGCACAAGGAAGCCACUGGAAGCAGAAAAGGAAAUUUCUGCCAGAAGAUAUUGGGCAGGCACCAAUAGUUAAUGCCCCAGAAGGUGGGAAAGUGGAUUUAGAAGCCUUCAGCCAGUUUACAAAAAUUAUCACACCAGCGAUUACAAGAGUGGUGGAUUUUGCCAAAAAGUUGCCUAUGUUUUGUGAGCUGCCAUGUGAAGACCAGAUCAUCCUUCUGAAAGGCUGCUGUAUGGAGAUCAUGUCCCUCCGAGCAGCAGUUCGCUAUGACCCCGAGAGUGAGACUUUAACACUAAAUGGGGAGAUGGCGGUGACAAGGGGCCAGCUGAAAAAUGGGGGUCUUGGCGUAGUGUCUGAUGCCAUUUUUGACCUGGGCAUGUCUCUUUCUUCAUUUAACCUGGAUGACACCGAGGUUGCUCUUCUUCAGGCUGUUCUGCUCAUGUCAUCAGAUCGCCCAGGCCUUGUUUGCGUGGAGAGGAUAGAAAAGUGUCAAGAGGGUUUCCUCCUGGCAUUUGAACACUACAUUAAUUACAGAAAACACCAUGUUGCACACUUUUGGCCAAAACUGCUGAUGAAAGUGACAGACCUGCGAAUGAUCGGAGCCUGCCAUGCCAGCCGCUUCCUGCACAUGAAGGUGGAGUGCCCCACAGAACUGUUCCCUCCUUUGUUCCUGGAAGUGUUCGAGGAUUAGAGACACUGAGGUGGCUCUCCACACCCCUGUCGCACUACUGGCUGUCAUUUCAUCCCGUUGCCCAGCUCUUCUCAUCUGUUUGUUCUUCUUCUUUCGUGGUCUUCUGUUUCUUGAGAUGGGGCUGGGGUUUUGUUUGGGUUUUCUUUUGGGGUUGCUGGGGGCAGUUGUAUACACAUGGAUGAAAACAUCCCUUUAAUGCGGGUACUUGUGACUAUUGCAAUUUGUUCUUCAGUCCUUUGAUGUGAGUGCUUUGACAGCUUAACAGUGAAAAUAUGAACAGACCAAUUUCAUUCACCAGCAUUUGCGUGGUCACCAGCUCACACCCAUCACUGCCUGGAAAAUAGGGGAGAGAGAUUGAAGUGGCAGAAAAAUAAAUUGGCCUUCAAGUUAAAACAGCUAUUGUUAAUUUGAUCCGGACAAUUCUGUCUUAUAUCACCUUCUUUUGCAGGGUACAACUGACCAAUUCAUAAUACAAAAUUUCUGGUCUUUGUGAUUGUUUCUAUUGUAACAAUUACCACUGUGAUCUAGGAUCUUCAUCAUCAUCAUCAUCAUCAUGAUCCCAUCGUUCUCUGAGGUUUUUUCCAGCAGAUGCAGUUUAACUGUGCCCCAUAAAUCAACUACUUAAAAUAAUGCAGAGUGUUAGAAGGGACUGAGUAUUUUUUUUUUCCAUGUGUAUAAGAUAUUAAGAUCUUAAGUUACUAAAUUUAGACUCCAGGUAACUUCACUGGAAGGUUUGUUGGAGUGAGGAGGGAAAUUUGAUCCUCUGAGGUGCUUGUCCUGAUAGUGGAGGGGUCUGUUUUUUCUGAGGUGUGUGGAAAAUCCAUCACUCUGAGGAAGAAGGCUCUCUGUCAGGAUAGCAGGCAGUGUCUCAGAGUUGUUCAGGGACAUGAGGGCUCACAGAAUGAGGACAAGCAGAAUGAAACAUACGGGGUGACCUUCAGAUGGGACAGAAACCAACUGUGUUAACAACACUCAAGACUGUAGAGCUUUAUCCCAGUAAUACAAAUAGUGUUGCUCGGCAG
This is a messenger RNA of Ficedula albicollis (Collared flycatcher), 2331 nucleotides long. It is a transcript of the gene THRB, whose product is annotated as thyroid hormone receptor beta. The record is from RefSeq and is a predicted model, not a curated record. Lineage: Eukaryota; Metazoa; Chordata; Aves; Passeriformes; Muscicapidae. The coding region runs from base 200 to 1309 and encodes 369 amino acids. Gene Ontology annotation, molecular function: zinc ion binding; nuclear receptor activity; RNA polymerase II cis-regulatory region sequence-specific DNA binding. The transcript has 9 exons. Gene Ontology annotation, biological process: negative regulation of transcription by RNA polymerase II; positive regulation of transcription by RNA polymerase II; retinoic acid receptor signaling pathway.